This is a messenger RNA of Mustela lutreola (European mink), 3184 nucleotides long. RefSeq names its product golgi associated, gamma adaptin ear containing, ARF binding protein 1 (gene GGA1). Gene Ontology annotation, cellular component: trans-Golgi network. The coding region runs from base 321 to 2273 and encodes 650 amino acids. The transcript has 17 exons. Gene Ontology annotation, biological process: intracellular protein transport; vesicle-mediated transport. NCBI's taxonomy places the organism in Eukaryota, Metazoa, Chordata, Mammalia, Carnivora, Mustelidae. Gene Ontology annotation, molecular function: phosphatidylinositol binding; small GTPase binding; ubiquitin binding. The record is from RefSeq and is a predicted model, not a curated record.
ACAGCGUCCCGUGAGGUUUCCAUGGUAGAGCUCUCGGCCCCCAGUCCCUGCGCUUCCUCUUCGACUUGAGCGCCCUGAACGGGAAGGCAGGCGCCGGGUCCCUCCCGCGCCGUCAACUCCACCUGGGGGGAGAAGUUAGGGGAGCUGGUGACGCUCUAGGCGAGCUCGUUCACGUCUCUAUGGUGCCGAGCACUCCUGUGCGCCGCUCCCGCGCGUCGGGGCGGACGUUGCCCCUUUAAUCGGCGGAGGGCGGUGCCGAAGAGGUCCCGCGAGAGCAGCGGGGGGCGGGGGGCGGUGCCGAGGCCGGGGGCCCGUGGCGGAUGGAGCCCGCGAUGGAGCCGGAGACUCUGGAGGCGCGAAUCAACAGAGCCACCAACCCCCUAAACAAGGAACUGAAUUGGGCCAGCAUCAACGGCUUCUGCGAGCAGCUUAACGAGGACUUUGAGGGGCCUCCACUUGCCACCCGGCUGUUGGCUCACAAGAUCCAGUCACCGCAGGAGUGGGAGGCGAUCCAAGCCCUGACGGUUCUGGAAACAUGCAUGAAGAGCUGCGGCAAAAGGUUCCAUGACGAGGUGGGCAAGUUCCGCUUUCUCAACGAGCUCAUCAAGGUCGUGUCUCCCAAGUACCUGGGCUCGAGGACGUCAGAGAAGGUGAAGAACAAAAUCUUGGAGCUCCUCUACAGCUGGACGGUCGGCCUGCCCGAGGAGGUGAAAAUCGCCGAGGCCUACCAGAUGCUGAAGAAGCAGGGGAUUGUGAAGUCUGACCCGAAGCUUCCAGAUGAUGCCACCUUUCCUCUUCCUCCUCCACGACCCAAGAAUGUGAUCUUCGAAGACGAGGAGAAGUCCAAGAUGCUGGCCCGCUUGCUGAAGAGCUCCCACCCCGAGGACCUCCGAGCAGCCAACAAACUCAUCAAGGAGAUGGUGCAGGAGGACCAGAAGCGGAUGGAGAAGAUCUCAAAGCGGGUGAGCGCCAUUGAGGAGGUCAACAACAACGUGAAACUGCUGACCGAGAUGGUGAUGAGCCACAGCCAGGGCGGGGCCUCAGCCCGCAGCAGCGAGGACCUCAUGAAGGAGCUGUACCAGCGCUGUGAGCGGAUGCGGCCAACACUCUUCCGACUGGCCAGUGACACAGAAGACAAUGACGAGGCCUUAGCCGAGAUCCUGCAGGCCAACGACAACCUCACGCAGGUGAUCAGCCUGUACAAGCAGCUGGUGAGGGGGGAGGAGGUGAACGGCGAAGCGGCAGCCGGCUCCGGCUCCCUGCCUGGGAGCACCUCAGCCUUGUUGGACCUCUCUGGCCUGGAUCUCCCUCCUGCGGGCACCACCUACCCUCCUAUGCCCACGCGCCCUGCUGACCCGGCCAGCCCUGAGCAGCCUAGCACCUCAGUUUCCCUGCUUGACGAUGAGCUCAUGUCUCUGGGACUCAGCGACCCCACACCUCCUCCAGGCCCAAGCUUGGACGGUGCUGGAUGGAACAGCUUCCAGCUCUACCCGUCUGCACGCUUUGUAUAUGCCCAACAGUCCUCCGAUGGCGCAGAACCCCCAGCCCCGCCUCGGGUCCCCAACACGGACAGCCAGCCCUCUGCGCAGACGCCCCUGCCAGCGAGCAGUGGUCUGGACGACCUGGAUCUCCUGGGGAAGACCCUCCUGCAGCAGUCACUGCCCCCAGAGUCCCAGCAAGUGCGGUGGGAGAAGCAGCAGCCGGCCCCCCGGCUCACACUUCGGGACCUGCAGAAUAAAAGCAACUGCAGCUCACCCAGCUCCAGCGCCCCCAGCCUCCUCCACGCCGCCUCCCCCGAGCCCCCCGGGCCUCUGCAACAGCCCACGACGACUGAUUUCUCACUGGCCAGCAUCACUGUGCCCCUGGAGUCCAUCAAACCCAGCAGCAUCUUGCCAGUGACGGUGUAUGACCAGCAUGGCUUCCGGGUCCUCUUCCACUUUGCCCGAGACCCGCUGCCCGGGCGCUCGGACGUGCUGGUGGUGGUGGUUUCCAUGCUGAGCACCGCCCCCCAGCCCAUCCGCAACAUCGUUUUCCAGUCAGCUGUUCCCAAGGUCAUGAAAGUGAAGCUGCAGCCGCCCUCAGGCACGGAGCUGCCAGCAUUUAACCCCAUCGUCCACCCCUCAGCCAUCACCCAGGUCCUGCUCCUUGCCAACCCCCAGAAGGAGAAGGUUCGGCUCCGCUACAAGCUUCUCUUCACCAUGGGCGACCAGACCUACAACGAGAUGGGGGAUGUGGACCAGUUCCCCCCACCCGAGACCUGGGGGAGCCUCUAGAACAGGGAGGGGGCGGGGAGAGGAGAGGGCAGCGGGACCGGGCACCGUCUAGCCUGGGUGGGAGGCUGUGGUGGCCUCGGACACCCUUUAUUCCCGUGGUGAGAUCCCUUGGGCCUGGUGCUUCUCCCCUCACCCCUGUGGCCCCCCUCCUUCCUGGUCCCCCUCCCCUGCGGAGCUGAACCCAGCAGGAGGCUGGGCCUGGGUUUUCACUGCUAGGGACCUUCGCCACAGGGGGGAGCGUGGAGCAGGGAGCAGCUGUGUGGCCCUGGAAGGACCUGGGGUCAUGGGGGAGAAGCAUGGCUGUCAGGCAGAGGCCAGGACGUCAGGCCCAGCCCCGACCUCAGCCCGGGGUGGGGUCAUCCCCACCUUUCUCUUAUGCCUUAUGGGAAGGCCCAGCCAUAACUCGGGGGGCCAUGCUGGUGCAGGAACCAGCUCAGGUCUCCUCCAUAGGAACCGGGUGACUGGGGGGGUGACGCCUGCUCCCCCAGCUCUUUGCACUCUGUGGUGUGUGGUUUGACUCUUUGCUUUUCUUUCUCCGUGGCCCUGUGGUCACCAUCUCAGGAGGCCCAGUUGGGGGAGCCUCAUGUGCCCCCCACUUCUCAUGGGGGUUUCACUCCACUCACCUGCCCCCUUUGCCGUCAGGCCUCCUGAGGAGCUGUGGGGGCUGUGGCUGCUGGCGCAGAGGUUGUGGCGGAGCCGGGUGCCCCAGGGCUCCUGGGCUCCAGGGCUCCUGGCCGAGGGAGGCCCUGCACUGGAGCUCCUCAGUGCAUCUCCUUCGGUCGCCAGCCUCUGCUGGGGCCUCCCAUGGGUGCCUCCCCUCUGCCCAUCCAUCUGUCGGGGGGCUGAGUGGGGUGGGUGUGUGAGUGAGAGCAGGAGUAUUUAUGGAAAUAAAAACGUCCUUUUUUCCUGUA